Molecule: messenger RNA, 624 nt
Organism: Lolium perenne
Lineage: Eukaryota; Viridiplantae; Streptophyta; Magnoliopsida; Poales; Poaceae
Source: RefSeq, a predicted model, not a curated record
AUUCCUGGUCACAUCUCUAAACAAAAUCACGGCGUCAUACACAGAUCGGAUCUGAGCUGUUGUUCUUGGUUGAGCGGCGCUCACGGCGUACGUCAUGACGGCGUCGACCCAGCGAACCACACCAACAUCUCAGGUUAAAUCCUUUCUCCCAAUCUCCACUGCUUAGAUGUGCAGCUCUCAAAUCCCAAUCGCCCCGUUCCCAAUCUCCUACUAGAACUAAAUCGCCAACGGCAUGGCCCCUUUACAAUCCAUGCUCGACAUGCUGUCGUCGAUGCCGUCCAUUGCCUCGGCCACGGCGAGCAUAUCUAUGGCGGCCGCGACCACGACCAGGCUUGCCAAUACCUCGUCGAUCCCGCGAUCUAUCAUGUGGUCUGCUUUUGAUUACUCUAUAAUAGCAUCAGUAGACUUCUGUUUGUUAAUGCGCUCAAUGCUGUGCAGAAGCUGUAGUCACUCUGAUCGUGCCAAGCAUAGUAAAUGUGGCAACGAUGAAUUCUACGGAGCAUGUUGCUGUAAGGAAAAGCUCUAUUGUCUUCACAAGGAUUGAAAGUAUAACAUCAUACAUACACAAACGUGGACAACCCAGAUUGGAACCAAAGAAAUAGCGGAGAGGGUACAAGUAAUGGG